This is a messenger RNA of Didymodactylos carnosus, 9109 nucleotides long. NCBI's taxonomy places the organism in Eukaryota, Metazoa, Rotifera, Eurotatoria, Philodinida, Philodinidae. The record is from the annotation of a GenBank genome assembly.
UUUUCAGCGUGCUGUGGGACUGUGGGAUAUACAUUUAUUUCAUAUAUUUCAAAUGUUUUGACACAAAUAUACAAACAAAAAAAUGCUGUAAAAAUCUGCAGUUUCUCUGCAAAAAACCUGCAAAGAAACUGUAAAGAUUUUUUUGCAGAUCUGCAUCAGAUCUUUGGUCAAAUCUUGGCACAUCUGCAAUGCAGAAUUGCUUCAAAUCUGCAGAAUCCCUUUGCAGAAUCUGCAAAAGUUACUGCAAAGAUUUUUCCAGAUUUAUGUUGCAGAAAAAUCAUCUGGGUUUGUCACAGUGUUUUCUCUUGGGUCACUUCAAAAGCGUCUUUCUACUAUAAAUUUUUCUAAAAUGCUCCCUUUGCAAUCACUCUAAAAGCGCGUUUUUUCACGAAGCGCUCUAGUUUACAGCAGAUCAAAAGUGAUUUAUUUUCUCUAUAUCUGAAAGGCCUAUGUUUAGCGACGCGCUUUAUAGCAAAACAGUUUUCAUAAAAAACACCUUUUGUAACACUUAUUUUUUACAGUUUGCGGCCCCGAAUUCAGCGUGUAAAUCAACCACGUUUAGUAUUAUAUUAUUUCAUUGACAAAAAUUACUGAUAACUCGUCGUCAUCGGCUAAAAGACUAAAUAUAAUACGUCAAAUAUUUCUAAUUAAUCUUAUUCACAACGAUUCACUACGUCAUUCCCCGUGGCAGCCACUAAUUUAUGUAGUUAUAAACUUGAAAUAGCUAAAUAUUUAUCUUCAACUAAAGAUCAUGAUUAUUCUAUAUUUCAAUAAUGCAAUAGAUCGUAGAUCACGGAUCGAUUAGCCGAUCAACCAAAAAAAACCUCAUGAGCAGUCAUGAUUGCAAAAUAAAAGGGUGGAUGAAACAGCCAUUUUAAAUGUCAGUUUUUCCGCUGUAUAUUUUGCAAUAGAAGAAUGGCCUGUUUAACUGUGACAGUUAUUUUAUAUUUUAGGAUGCACAAUUAAAUGUCGCUUUUUUACCAUUAUAACAGCCAAAAUAUUUACAGUAAACAGCGACUGUCAAAUGUCUUUUUUUUCAACAUUUUGUGGUAUGUUAAAUGACUUUUCUCGAGCCUUUAUCAACAGUCACAUAACAGACAAUAAAUUGAGUGUUACCUGGUAGUUUUUUAACAGUUAUUUGGGUGUUAAAAGCCAGUUUUUUGGGCAUACAUUUAAAAUGCAUUACAUGGCUUAUUAAAUGUCAGUUAUAACUGACAUUUAGGUUAAACAUAUGUUUCACCUAGAAAAUAAUCCUUCGUUAUAAAAUAAUCUCUUAUAGUUAAACAACACAUAACAAACCUUGAAGGCUCCCUCUCUAUCAGAAAUCUAUUUCGGUGACUACAAGUCCGAUCUGGAUCCAUUUCUGUCAACUUUUCAUAAAAAUGUUCUUCUAGUACCUAUUUGCGGUUCAAAAUAAAGCUCGUUUUCUCAGCAAUUUUCAGUGGCAUGUUUUCCCACUGAUUGAAUCAAAAUAUUUACGAUGAUAGACAAUUCCAACAAUAAAAUUUACGAUCCUGCAAUAAGUUGUGCAAAAAUCGCUUUUGAUGAAGUUACUGGUGAAAAUGUGGCUAUUAAUCUCUAUAACCCUUUUUUAAGAAUUACUCCGAAGUACUCGAAGUGCAUAUUCUUAAAAGGAAUACUCUAAAAACUACACUUUUUCUGAAGUGCUCUACAGUGCCUUGGCUGCACUUUAUAAAAAGGAGUGCUCCGCAUCGCUCUUUUUUUUAGGAGUAUUCUGGACUACUCCAAAAAAGAGUACUCUAGAGUGCUCUUAGUGGCUUUUUCUGAAGGAGUGCUCCGAAAAUGGAGCACACCUACAUACUCCCACUUCUAACCUUUUUUUUACUAGGUGGCGACCUCAGCAGACAUAACAAAUAGGAAAUUAUUGCCAUCUUCCAACGUAUAAAAUCGUGUAGCAAUUGAAAAAUAUCUUGUCUAUGCAUGUUUGGCUCCGUAUUUGUAUCCAGAACCACAGAAAAAAUUCACUUCAAAAGUUAAAUGUACUUUUUAAAAGGCCUUGAUUGAUCGUAAAUGGAAGUGGUUUGCUUUCGCUAGCCCGACCAACCAUGACCAUGGCCGUGAGACUAAGUACGAUACAUUGAAUUUCGUCAAUAUUAUCGUCACAUUUUAAGGCUAAAGAAUGAAUCUAAUAACACUUCAUUAUAAAUAAAUUCUCUUACUUUUUCCGAGUUUUACUUUGAGUCUUUUCUGCACACUAUUUUAAAAAUAGAUCUUUAUCUGUCAAUUUAUGAAAAAAAUAUUUGUCUAUAAAAAUAGCAUCUCGAAUGCAGAAUACUGCUUUCAAAGUACUUCUGAAUGUUUCAACCAAAACUGAUAUGUUAUAUUACCAUAGAACUUUUUUGAGCAACGCACAGCGUUUUUAUGUAUUAUUAAGAUUGAAUUUUUUUUCUGUAGAUGUGGUUAUUUGUGUUACAUUUAUUCUAUUAAAUAUUUAUCCGAAAUGGAUGAAAAUCCUAAAAAAAUCAAGUUCAAAAUCAAAUUGGGUAGUGCAAACGAUAGUUUACACGAAGAUUCAUCGUUAUCAUCAAAUUGUAGCAGUAACAACGAUGUAAAGAUAUCGUUUAAUAAUAUGGAUAAAACUGCAACAUCAAUGACAGAAAAUCAGCAAACAAAGAAAAAAGAAGUCAUUAAGCUAAAAACGAAGUCAACCUCCAAUGCUCCUCAAAUGGCCGGUUGGUUUCGUUUAAUGGAAACAGUGCGAAAAACAAAUGUACCAUCAGCGAGUGCGCCAAAUCCGUUUCAAAAUCUCAUCAAAACGUUUAGAAAUAGUAAUAAUAAUAGUAAUCACACAUCACAUUCUCCUACGAUAGCCAUCGCAAAUAAAAAUACAGCGAAACAUCAAAAUGAAAAUUCAUCCUCGCCAUGUGCCACAUCAGCACAGAACAACAUGGGUGUAAAUAAUUUUGAUUCACUGCUGUCGCCGUUGUCAAAUGUUUCAGCAAAAUCACAUACGCAAUCCGUUCGCUUAGAUGAAGAAGACGAAGAAGAAGGUACACCGAAAGUAGUGAAAAAUCCUAAUCAUUCAAGUCUUUGGAACGGGGAAGAUGAUGAACAACAGCAACAACCAUUGACAUAUCACAACAUAAUCAAUCCUACUUUGUCAACCGAGCAAGAAUUGACAGUUUGUCAAAAGUUAGAAUUGGUGAACAAUGAACAAGAACAACAAAAAACACCGUUGCCAAUUAAUAGUAGCUCGAGUUUUAGAUUAAGUACGCCAUCACCAUCAGCUGCAUCGCUAUUUGUGUCUUCGUAUGACAUUGGAUUGGAAGACAAAACAACAGAAAGACACGACGCAGUAGAAAAUGAAAAUAACAAAGAAUCAAGUGUUAUUCAGCCCGAAUUGUCACAGGCUAUGAUAGAAAACGUCGACGGUGUCAUUCAAGAGAAACUAUACAAAAAGAAAAAGAGAAUUAUAAUUAAAAAGUCGUCGAAGAGUAAACCAACUUCAAGUUCAUUCAAGAAAAAACAAGAACAAACACAACAAGUACAACAAGAUUCUGACGAUGAGCUUCUCAUCGAUAUACGAAACCGUAAAUCAGAAUCAUGUCCACGCACUACCUCCCCAAUAACAGUAGAACAAGAAAACAGUGUACACCAAUCAUCGGUCGAUCUGACCCCAAUAAAUAGUAAAUUUCUGCCAAUAGCUACCGAUUUGAAUUCAUUACCAGGGCAUGUAAACGAGAAAAUUCAUCGAGACUCUAACGCUGAUCAAUCAGAGAUCGCAACACGUUUUUUAUCUUACAAUGAUACUGAAACAUUAACAGAUCAUAUUAGACUAUUACGCGUUGAUGAUGAAACAAAAUAUUGUGUCAAAUUUUUGAGAGAAAAGCAACCAAUAUUCAAAUCACGAACAAAAGGCUUAACGGGAGUUGUACGAGGAAAAGUAGCGAAUCAUAAUGCUUUUCAAAAAAUGAAUAAACCAAAAUUGCUUCCCAAUUUACAUGCAAACAAUUUUUAUUUAAAAACGGUAAUAUGGAGUGAUAUUUACGAGAAUCAAACCAAAAUCACAGCAACAAAGCCUCCAUCGUCAUUCACAACAUCGUGGCCAAACAAUUUGAAUACAAGAAAGAAGGCAAAAUCAUCUAAUGCAAAUUCAUCAACAUCCAAAAAUUUAUUUCAGAUUCUCCAAGCACAACGAUUAAAAACAUUUACUAUUAAACCGAAUAAGACGUCGAGAACAUCGCCGGGGUCUCUUCAAAAAGAAACAAAUUUAGCUCAAACAACAUCAGAAUCCCAACAAUAUUUACUAGUGAAACAGAUGAAGGAUUUUUAUUUCCAAACAUAUGGUAAACAACUUUAUUCAGCAAAUGCCAGUCAUCAACAAUUUGGUACGAAACCAAAACUUUCUUUGUCCAAUGUGGUAACAAGUAUUUCCAAACAAUCGGUUGGUAUUCAAACAGAUACUUCUCCUGUUGUCGAACAAGAACCAAAAGAACCAAUAGUCGUUACACCUCUGCCACCACAAAGACGUUCAAAAAAGCACCAACAACCACUAGAGAAAAAAAAAAAAACAGACCAUUCUGUACCGCUACCCAUAAAAGAAAUUUCGUACAAUGAUUUUUUUUCUACAUCAUCUUUAACAACGAAACAACGUCGUUUAAAAAAGUUUACAAAAUCGAAACAUCAGAGAACUUCAAGUUCAUCAUCAUUUGAGUAUUGUGAAAAGAAACGGGAUAAAGAACAACGAAAAUCAUCAUCGACUUGCAUGACAACAACUGACAUAGAAGAAGAUAUUGCUGAUGACUUUGUUGGUACUUCUCAUUCUAGUGCAAUUUCAUUAUUACCAUUCAAAAAACAUAUUUUACCAAAAAAUAAAAAUGAUGAAAGUAAAAUAGUAGACGAGCGUCGUAUUAGUGUCGAAAUUGAGGAGUCAGCGCCAUUUAUUAUCAAAGAAUCGAUUGUUUUAUUAACACCCACACCCACACCCAUACAAACAAGAAAUCGUCAUAUAUCAUCAACAAGUACAAAUAGUUUAGUACAAACUACACAAUUACCUAUAAAUAGCAGAAAAAGAAAACUGUCAUCGUCUACAGAACAAAAAUCACUGAUGAAAACGGACACAGCCACAAAAAAGAACAGUGACGGAAGUAUUAAUCACCAGUCAUCAUCAAAAAGUAGACGCAUUUCGGAUUCUUCUUCGUCCUUACCACCACUCUAUAAUUUUAUUGUUCGAGGUGAAAAAGUACAACAUCUUGAUUAUCAAUUACCAUAUGACAUGUACUGGACUUGGAAACGUCAGAAUAAAGGUGAUCAAGAGAAUAAAAAAGUGCUUAAACCAUGCAAUGAAAUCAUUGAAAAGAAGACGAAAAAAAUAUUUAAUUAUAAGAAAAUUUUGAAAAAUUCAUACAGUGAUCCAACUAUUCGACAAAAUCUAUUGACAAGUUAUACGAGUGAAACAUCUCCAGUUUGUGAAUGUAAAUCACCAUCGAACUGCGCAGAUGAACAUUGUUUAAAUCGUAUGAUAUUCACCGAGUGUACACCACAAUCAUGUCCAUGUGGUCUAGCGUGUACAAAUCAAAAAAUACGUAAAUAUGAAUGGUUUAAACAUUUGGAAGUGUACGAUACGAAAAAAUACGAUCUUGGUUUGAGAACAACAACCGAUAUACCGAAAGGGACAUUUCUUUGUGAAUAUGUUGGUGAAAUAAUUACGAAUGAUGAAUUUUUGAAUCGUAUGAAUUCUAAAUAUUUAAAUGAUCAACAUCAUUACACAAUGAAAUUAUCACAAAAUUUAGUAAUUGAUGCCUAUAGAAUGGGAAAUGUGGCACGGUUUGCUAAUCAUAGUUGUCAACCAAAUUGUGAAUUUCAAAAAUGGACCGUUGAUGGUUUACAACGAAUGUGUAUGUUUACUUUGAAAAAUAUUAAAAAACAUGAAGAAUUAACAUAUGAUUAUAAUUUUCAAUGUUUCAAUGAAAAUAAUCAGCAAAAAUGUCAUUGUUCAAGUGAAAAAUGUCGAAAAAUUAUCGGUGCAAAACCGCCUUUACUACAUUCCAUGUCAACAUCAUUAUGUUCCUCAACAUUCACUCAAGAAAAAACGACGACAACACAAAGACUAACACGUCACGAUAAGCGCUUGAUUAAACAUUGCUCUGUAUUUCUAAUGAGAAAUUUAGUAAAAGUAAAACAAAUAAAACAACAGAAACAACUUAAACAACAACAAAUAAAGCCGGACUUGCCAAUAAUCCCAACAAGUGAACAACAAUUAUUUUUAUCUUACUGCUUUUGUUAUCAAAAUUAUUAUCACCAACAAAAACCCAUUGUGAAUCAGAAUGGUGCUACUGCUUCCUCAGUAACGCACUUCAUUAAAAGUGGACGUUGGUAUGAGACUUUGAUUGAUGACCAAUGUUUUUAUGCUCAAUUAGCUCAGUUAACUUACAUAUUGAAUGAUAUACUACGAUUAUUGAUGUGUUAUAAACGUGCUAACGAUGAUAUUCUUCCAGCGACUGCGUUAAAGAAAUGUCCGUCGAAAAAACUUUAUCCUAUGUAUUAUGAAGUGAUUGAAAGACCUAUCGAUUUAACCAUAAUUAAAACAUCAUUAGACAACGGAGAAUAUCUUUGCUAUAAACAAUUUGAAGAUGAUUUAUUACUUUUGUUCAACAAUGCUGUGACGUAUUGUGGUGCUGAUUCAGAUGUCGGCUCGGCUGUAAUUGAAUUACAAGGUUAUUGUAUUCAUAUUCUUCUUCCAUUAUAUAAACCGGCAACUGAUUUAUUCAAAAAUCUCAAUCACUCUUAUCAACCACAUAGUUUUUCUACAUCCACUACUUCGUUUGCUAAUGUUAGCACAUUUGAAGACUUUCUUGCUCGCUUUCAUAAAUCAGAAAUUAUGUCAGGUCAGAUGAGGAACAUUCUUUACCAUCUAAUAUACGACAUUGAGAUCGAAACAGAUACAUUAUCAAUGGAUGAUGAACAUUCGCCAGUGGUUUAUAAGAUAUUUAAUCACAAUAGCACUUCAAGUCAUCAAAAAUCUCGUCCAGAUAAACAAACAUCAAUAAUAUUGUCAUCUUCAUCCUCAUACCAAUCUCAACUUCAGAAAAUAAAACGAAACUUAAACGAUGAUAAUGAGUAUAUUAUACACUGUCGGUGUAGAACAGUGUACGAUGAUGGACUAUUUGUCCAAUGUUUUGCUUGUCAGUUAUGGCAACAUGCUUCAUGUGUCGAUAUCGAUCGUAUUAAUUCCUCUCCACCUUAUUUGUGUUUUGAAUGUAAUCCAACGUGCGAAUGUGAUAUCUCUAAAUGUCAAAUAUCUCAGGUAAAUAUUCGUCUUCGAGAAAAAGCAGGCGACGAAUCAGCAGGUGAUGAAUGUUACAAAAUUCUGACGCGAGAAGAUGGAUUUGCUGUUCGUACAAAUGAAUGUUAUUAUAUUGUAAGCCAACGUGAAAGAGCUGAAAAUAAUACCAAUAAACACCAGGAACCACUGUAUGAUAUUUUCUAUGUCGAACGUCUAUAUAUAACUAAAUCAAAUAAAAAAUAUGCGUAUGGAUUCUACUAUAUUCGUCCGUAUGAAACAUUUCAUGAACCAAAUCGAAAAUUUUUUCACAAUGAAGUAUUUCGUUCACCAACAACUAAUUCAUUUCCACUGAACAUUAUAGUAAAGCAAUGUUUUGUUGUUGAUCAAACAACUUAUUGUAAAGGAAAACCAGUAUCUGAUUAUUAUUUAAAUUUAAAUGAUAUUUAUAUAUGUGAAUAUCGUGUCGACAAAUUAGCACGAACAUUCUAUCGUUUACCAAAAGCAAGACAAAUUAGUGUAAAUACAAAAUCAUAUUGUUUUGAUAGUUAUAUCGAAAAAUUAACAAUCAAAAGAGAUUAUCUACCACACCAAAAAGAAUUUCAUCAAGAUAAACAAAAGAAAACAUCAUCUAAUUCAAACAAAUUAACACCAAAACAGUUUGAAGAGAAACGAACACGUUUGGAGGGAGUUGUCGAAAAAAUAUAUUGCCGUUGCAAUAAUAAAGCAUUAUUACCAGAAGAGAAUUUAACAAUCGAACAAAUAUUGAAACAACUAUGUCAUGAAGAUGAAAUUUUGUCAACUAAACCGUUAGUGGAUAUUUCAGUGUCAAUAAAUAAACUUAACAAACCAGUACGAUCACGAAAAAAACGUCCAUGUACAACGGCAAAAACCAUGUGUGUAAGUCCAAAUCGAAAUGAAGCCGUUACACCAUUAAUCGAUAGAAAACGACAAACAAUAUCAUUAUUAUCCAAGGAUUGUGAUACCAAUGGAUCACCGGUUCAACUAAUCGAAUGUAAACAACAAAUUACUUCAAAAUCUAAAAGAAUUUAUAUGCACGAUAUAAUGACAAAAAAUCUUCGUGCUCGUGAUGAAUCAGCCGCCGUAAACCAAUUGUCGACAAACACAUCAUCUGCUAUGAUGUCAAGUCCAAAUAGAUGUUUAAAAAUCAUAAAACCUCAAUCUCAACAUCAUUCAGCACAACAACCACAGAAAAAAAUGAAAGUUAGUCAUAGUAAUUCAAAUAUGAUUAACAAUAAUAAUUCAAAUCAAUUGAAUGGAAAUGUACGAAAUUCAUCACAUCCUCAACAAGAAAAUAUGAAUAGAACGUCCAGAAUUGAUCCAUCGCUUCGUUGUCCGUUGAGGCAAACGUUGCCGAUAUUUAAACAGCCUGUCACAUAUUAUCCGCUUCAACGAGACGAAGUAAAGCCUCAGGUAGUAAGGCCCGAUCAUCAGCAAAGUGGAGGAAGCAAACCAAGUGAAAAAACAAAACCACGACAAUUAUUUUGGGAAAAACGUUUUCAAAACAUUCGCCCAAGCGAUAUUGAUGGAGAACCAUUUUGUGAUUUUCAUUUACCAGAACAAAUUAAAAGUAUUGGAUUAGAUAUGUCACCUGAAACAGUUGUAAUAAGUUUAGCAACAUCAUUACAUUUAUAUUGUAAUUCUCGAGCAUUAUUUGGACAAAGUAAACAAUGUACAAAAAAUCCAACAGUGUUUAUUAAUCGAGAUCAACCAUUAAUAGAGCAAAUAACAAUUAGUGACGAUCAUAUUCAUGCACAAGAAGAUAAAGUUCUUGAAUUAAGACGAAAAGUUCAAAAAGCAAUGCUUGAAAUCGAAACAAUCAACAAUGUUGAACCUGAACUAUAA